Molecule: messenger RNA, 3849 nt
Organism: Klebsormidium nitens
Lineage: Eukaryota; Viridiplantae; Streptophyta; Klebsormidiophyceae; Klebsormidiales; Klebsormidiaceae
Source: the annotation of a GenBank genome assembly
AUGGGCAGGCUUUCAGAACCCGAGCUCAGCAAUGGGCCCCUCUCUCCCACCAGCUCUUCCGACGAGCUGCCCGACGCCUCUCUUCUCAGCCGUCGAAAACGACAGCUGGCAGCCGCCCAACGGCGAAGGGGCUCCGUCAGCAGCACCCCCUCUCUUAGAACCAGUCACAGUGACAUGUUUCGUGAAGAGGAACUGUCGACUCGAGAUCCCAGUAGUGCGCACCCUUCUUCUGAGCUCCAGCCAAGUGGGGAGUGCGCUUCUAAGGGGGGGUUCACGGGUACUAGGAAGUUGUCUUGGCGACAGCAGAAUGGUCGGGCACCAGAUGACGUCAGCGUGGCUCAUAAAGAGUCGAUCGAGAGCAUCCCACGAGCGGAGUGGACGAUGGGCAGGCGACCGAGCUGGCGCCGGUCGUCGGCGGCGGACGGGAACGGCGAGAAACUAGAUACGGAGGAGCAUCAGCCGUUGAUGCAGCUGGAAUCCGGUGGGGCUGGUUGUAAGGCGGGCCUGGCUGGCGAAGCUGAGCAAGUGGGGAAAGGCACGACGUACGCCGUCCAGCAACUAGCAGAGGUUGGUUCUAACAGGGAACAGAAAAACAGGGAACAGGAAGGUCACCUCGGGGCGGAUGUGCUAGAGAGGCACCGACAGAAUGGGGCUUUGCUUGCCGACCAAACCAUUGAGGUGGUCACUCAGAAAGUGUCCAGCACAGAGGGUACUGUGCGCACAGGCGAGAUGCAGCUUUUGCAUCUGGAUUCUGGUGUGACGGGUGACAGGAUGGAUGUACAAGCUUCCGCAGGACUUGCUCCCGUAAAUGGGCACCCCGCAGGAGAAGAAGAAGGGGGGGAGCAAGGAGAGAUGCCUGGCUUCAAGGAGAGCAACAACAGCGGGGGUGCUCAGAAGAGCGCCGAAUGGAAUGAUGGAGAGAAUCGACGGGAUUGCGAUGCAGGAGGGGCACCUAUGGAGGACGAAGGACAGGGCGAUAAGGGGACACAAAAAGGAAAGGACUUCACGCGGGAAGAAGACAAUGAGCAGAUAAGGAGUGAGCGAGUCCUUGGAACCGGUAGGAGGCGAUCUGCCAGCAUCGCAGAGCUAAAACGGCUGGCAGCUGUCGAAAUAAGGUCCCGGCGAAAAAGUGAGACUGACGUCACUACUCAGCAGCUGAGCGAGAGUGAUGCCAGUUCCAGAACUGAUAUGCUUCGAAGAGCGGAAAGUCAAGUGGGCACGGAUCUCCUGAGUCCAAUGGAUGUUGCACACGAAAUCGUAGUCGAUCGGGUGGAAGAAUCGUCCGCCGACGAUGUGGUGGCAGGUAGGAUCAAGGAGGAUGCGCAGGCGGCAGCGACGAAAAAAGAAGUACAUAGCGAAGAAGGGGGAAUUGGUCCGGACCUUCAGUUGAGAGCCGAAAGAGUGUCUACGGACGUAGAGAUGGUACAUGAGAGGAAGCAACAUGCAUUGGAAGAGGAAGGGAGGGUGGCGAACGAAGAGGAUCAGGGGACGAGAGUCCAAAGGAAAGGCAAAAGACGGACGUCUGGGGACAUCCUCAAAGGAGACUGGCUGACCAAAGCGCGUGAGAUUGGGGCAGCGGAUUGGGCUGUUUCUACGGAGUCGGCAAAAGGGAGAAGUAGAGAGGAUGCCGGAAGGGGGGUGAAACGCGGGGUUGAGAGCGGGGGGGGGGGACGAAGAGGCAGUGGUCGAGCGACGGACAAGAGAAUUGCGCCAAAAGUAGACGCAGAAAAGCAAGAGAGGGGGGCAACCGCCGUGAUGGGAGAUGUUCCGGUUGAGACCCGGGGGAUCCCCCACUUCGCGGACGAGGCCGCACUGCAGGCGCGCAUUCGCGCCGAGGUCGACGCCGCCGUCCAAUCCGCUGCUGCCACGUGGCAGGAGUCUCUCGCGGGGAAGCUCCUGGACAGAACGCGGAACAUGGUGUCGUUCGAGAUGACCCGGGUUUGGGAGGAGGUUAAGCAAGCCAGAAAGCAGUUAAGAGAAGCGUCGGAAGGAGCGAGUCGGACCGAAAGUGCGUCCAAGGAAGUGGAGAGAUUGCGGAGUGAGCUGGGUCGGGUUAGGGAGGAGCUAACGCGGGUUAGGAUGGAGAGCAAGAGAGAUCUUGAGGCUGGUCUGGGCGGUGUUAGGAAAGAUUUGGAGGGGGUUAGACAAGGGGUUAAAGUUGAGGCCGGAGAUGACGUUGCGAAGUUGCAAGAAGCGAUGCAAAGCGUCCGAGAACAGGUUGAUGGGGUACGGAAGGAGAUUCGAGAAACAAAGAACGGGUUUGGACACAGUGAACGCAACAAUGAAAAACUUGCAAUUUCCGUGAGUGCUAAUCUCGUUGCCUUGGAAGAGUUGCGGAGCCGCGUUUUGGCCCUCGAAAGCAAAAGCCCGGGGCCCGCAAAGGGCUCGGAAGAAGCGGUCGGCAGCGAACCCGUUCUGGCAAUGCGGACACAGAAAAUCGAAGCGGACCUGGAAAACCUGCGGCGAGAAUUGUCCGCACUGCAGGCGAGCGUUGCGGACGUCCGGAACGAGUCGGAAGAGAGCGUCAAAGUGUGCAAGGAAGAAGCUUCAAGCGUCAGAAACGAAACGGAAAAUCUGAGAGGCCUUGUCAGCCGCCAGAGAGACGUCGCGAAGCAGGUGGAAGGGCUGCGACAAGAGCUGGAACAGGGCCUCGCCGGCAGCGACGCUAGAGUCAGCAAAGUAGAGCGGGAUAUGCGAGCGAGCGAACGCGCGCUCGCGCAGAAGCUCGCGCUUGUCAGGGGCGCGAACGGGGAACGCUUAGACGAUCUCGAGGAGCGGCUGCCGAGCCCCGCGGCGGAGAAAGCGGAAGCGGUGGCGUGCGCUUCGAAGCGGACGGAGGACCAGCUGGCGCGCGUGGAGGAGCGGAUUGGAUUGAUGCUGGGGCUGGUUUCAAAAGGGGGCCAAGACGACCGUUCCCCUCUGGACGCGGCCGUCCCGAACAAUCCGCUAGACGUUCCACAGGCCGUGCUUGCACUCAAGGAACGGCUAGAGCUCCUCGAGAAGCGGACGGCCCAGUCCGCGCCAGUCGUGGCAGGCCUUGCGAACCGGGUUGGGGCGUUCGAGACCACUCUGCGAGAGCUGCGGGAAGCAAAUUUCGAAAGCGAGAACAAGGCCUCCGGACACGCUGUGCCGUCCGAAAGAGCAUACGAAACGGACGGGAAAGGUUCAAACGCGCGCGCACAUAGGGGCGCUGACUCAGCUUCGUCCCUAGAAGAGCGACUCGAACUUGUGGAACAAAUACUGAUUCUGGAGACCGGCGCGUCGGACCUACGUGGCUUCCUUAACCCCAAACCCGCAAACGCUCUCAGCCCCACUGCCAAACCCACAAAGCCGCUCAGCCCCAGAUCUCCUAACCCCGUCCUCAGCCCAAAACCCUCGAACCCCAAGGCUGUGAGCGGGCAACAGCCGCCCGCGAGCGCCGACGCGAAGCCGCGGCUCGCGAGCGUCGAGCGGAGGUUGGGGGGUUUGGAGGCGCGGCUCGACGCGCUCGCGUCCAACGAGGCGGCGGGCGCGGCUGCGCAGGCGGAGACGCGCGCGCGCGUGCAGGGUUUGGACAAGAGGGUUCAGGGUUUGCACCGGAAUUUGGACCUGGAAGCGCAGCUGAGCAAGCGCGUGGCGGCCGCGGAGUGGCGGCUCGAGCAGGUCGCGUCUCUGGUCAUCGCCAACACGCGCGGGCUCGAGGCGCAGGUCGAGCGCGCGCAGGAGGACUCCACGCUCGCGAAGGACGCGGCCGACCUGGCCUCCGGGAAAUGCGGCGCGCUGGCCGCCGAGCUUGUCAGACUCUCCAAGCAGCUAACUGGUGGCACCAAGGAGAGGCGGCUCCUGGCGGCGGCCGCGACUGCCGGCUGA